Coregonus sp. 'balchen' is the source of this 17604-nucleotide messenger RNA. Lineage: Eukaryota; Metazoa; Chordata; Actinopteri; Salmoniformes; Salmonidae. The record is from the annotation of a GenBank genome assembly.
GCAGCUCAGAAGCUGAACCUCUCGUCCAAGCGGAAGAAGCACCAGCCUCCCUCCCUGCUGCACCCUGGAGCCCAGGAGCCCUCCAUCUACCCCACCAACUUCAGUGGCACCCUGCAGCUCUCGCCGCCCCCCGCCCCACCAUGCCUGCUCCGCGCCGUCUCAAAGGUCAAGGAGAAUCCCGGGAUGGGAAAGGUAAGGAGUGACAGGCACACACACAGACACACACACAUUUACAUUUUAGUCAUUUAGCAGACACUCUUAUCCAGAGCGACUUACAGUUAGGGAGUGCAUAAAUUUUUCAUACUGGCCCCCCGUGGGAAUCGAACCCACAACCCUGGCGUUGCAAGCGCCAUGCUCUACCAACUUUGCUACAGGAGGCCACACAUACACGUUUGCACAUACACAUGCACUCACUCACACACACACGCACACACACGCAUAUACAGUGUGUAUGAGUGACUGACAUUUUAAUGGGAGAAUGCACAGUGGUGACGCAUUAGUCCAUAGGCAGCCAGUCGUCUGGUCCAGUCCAUACAGAUGCGGGCAGAUAAGCCUGUUCGAAUGUCAUGAAUUCACUCAGUUUGUUAGGGCCACGUUCCUCCCUCUGAGGGAAAGAAAACACAAAAAUCCAAUCCAAUUCACUUUAAAGGCUAAAAGUUUGCAAACAUUACUACAGCGAAUUUCUGCUAGCUGCGUUCCAUAAACCUGAUGAUGAAAUCGAGCAGGAUGGCGUUGAUUGGUCUGUCAAUAGCGUUAGUGCUGUAUAAACACACCCUUCCUCUAGGGUUUAUUGGGUAUUGUUUGCUGAGCUGAGAUCCUGUAUUUAUAGAGCAGAUGAAGUCCCCUAACAAGAUUAGAUCCCACCUGGUUGGGAAGUCGUUGCUUACUCUGCCAAAUUUCCACACCAUUGAGAUUUUGUCCCAAAUUGUAAAUCUCACUUCAUAAAACACCAGCGUUAUUAAGAAGCUUCCUCUCCCUACACCUGAGUUACUGAGCUAGACAUCUGUGACAGCCACAGGGUUGUUUUGAAAAGGGAAAUCAGCUUGUUUUACAGCAUUAUUCUAAGUCUAUAACCCCAGGUUCCUCUUCAUUAAGCACACUGUUAUGGGAAACUCAACCUGUCAUUGUGUCUCAGACAGUACUGCAGUUUGCAGUCACCUGGUUCAGACAACCAAGAGUUCACUGCUGUGAAACAAUGCUUGUUUGAGGAACCGCAGCCAACACGAUUUCAGUUGCCAACAUUCUUUUGUCUGCGGUAGACAAUUCAUCCCAGCUUCUUUACACCUAAUCUACAGUAUGCAUUUCUGAAGAAAUGACUGAAACACUGAGGGGAAUGGGUGCUGUGAUGUUUUCUUAUGCAUUUAUUCAAGACACUCCUAUCCAUCCAUGAAGAGUUGAUGUCAAUGCUGACCCAGACUAUAGCCAUUCGAUGUGUUUUGUGGAGGGUUUGGACAUGUAGAGAGGUGGUUGGGAGAAAAUCCCAGCUAAUGGAUUUCUUGGUGGGAUCAAGAGAUAGGGGAACAAGGCCAUUAGCAGAGGGGCCCGAGGUGUUAAAAUGCAGCAGAGGCUCCAGCCGGCCCCUGGUAUCACUACUCUGCCAAUGUAAAUAUAGCAGCUCUAGACGUUAGCUAUCGCUCCCUCACCCGGUUGGCUCAGCAGUCAUAUAUGGAAGCCCGGUUUAAAUGUCAUAGCAAAUGUAAUUUGCUCAACAUAUGUACACGUCAGUCACGAUAACAGCCCCCCACGGAGCACAAAGAGAGUUUGCACUUGGCUGCCGGAACACUGGAGAGGAAUUCCCUCUGUGGCGGAAUGGUAUAGCCACCACACAUUGUUCCUUAGUGCCAGAGCCAGGAUCUGUGGCAAUAUUUAUAAACAAGCCAUGGGAACAAUAGGCCUUUUGUGUGGGCGUGCUGCGAAUGACACGGGAGAGAGACACAGAGAAUGAAAGGAACAGUCUGAGCUGUCAGUUUUGCUGCCUUUGCAGAAAGGGGAGGUGGGGGAACAGUUAGAGUUGUAAUCAGCUGCUCCAUACCACAGAGCCUCUCACAGGCAUCAUAGUCAUUUUGUUUUUGUGCGAUGCAGGUUUUUAUUAUUUUUAUUGUCCCAGACUGAAUUCCUUAUCAACGCAUGGUUGUUAAAUCUCAAGCUGUUUGUAACUAUGAAGGAUAGGGGGAGCGUGCCGAUGCACUGGUUCAGUGGAUUGACUACCACUAUGCUAAACCGUAAACACACUAAGCUUUCAGGGAUUUUUUAGAGCGAGGAGAAGCACCAUUAUCCAUUCCUCUGCCUGACAACAGAGAUGUUUAUGUCUCCUGUCUGUCAUACUACAAGAUAGUCAGGGUUGAGUUUUCACAGUCAAAUGUUGACAGAGUGAGUGAGGAUGUUCUUCUUAUCAGAGGAAUCAUCCACUCCUACAUGUUCUUUAUAAAUGGUAUUGCAGUUGUCACAGAAUAAAAAGAGUGUGAAUUUGUUUGAGGGGGCUAGUCAGGGAGACUGACCUAGAUGAAAACACACACACACACACACACACACACACACACACAUGCACACACAAACACACAUACACAUAACCACACACACACAUACACAGCUUCACCUAUAACGUGGUGUGCAUGCAGAUGAAACCUCACCCUGCUCUCUCCAGUUCAGGAAGUGCCAACAGACACAGCUGGCAGAAUAGCUCCAUUUGUCAUGGCCAUAACAUACAGUAGUUACAACAUUAGACUAGAUGAGAGAUGUCAUAGUAGAGGUGUACUAAAUCCACGCCUUAAACAUGACCAGUGACUUGCCAUACUGUUAAGAUCAUGGAUCACUGUUAGGAUCAUUAGAUCCCGUGUAGCUCAGUUGGUAGAGCAUGGCGCUUGCAACGCCAGGGUUGUGGGUUCGAUUCCCACAGGGGGCCAGUAUGAAAAAUGUGUGCACUCACUAACUGUAAGUCGCUCUGGAUAAGAGCGUCUGCUAAAUUACUAAAAUGUAAAAUGUAAAUAACCUGAAGCGACACAGAAUCUAUGGACUCUAAAUUUAGACUCAAUACAGACAGAUCCCAGACUGAUUCUGUCUGUGAGAGAGAAAGGGAGAGAAAGAGAGGGAGCGAGAAAGAGAGAGAGAGAGAGUGAGAGUGGGAGGGAGAGGGAGAAGGAGAGCGAGGAGGUGGAACAAGAGAGGGGCCAUAUGUUCCGAUGCUGCAGAGCUACAGAGUUGCUCUUGGUCCAGAGAACAGCCUGCUGGUUGGAUAAUCCCUCAGCAUGGUGGGUGGCUCAGAGUCACAGUCAUUACUGUUAUGAUUUACAAUAUCAGCCGUACACUGACACCAUUAGGCUUUGUGUUGACUCACGAGUGGCAGCUUAACAUGCAAUGGUGAUCCAUUUGUCAGGGGUAGCCGUGUCUCCAUGGUAACAUCCACUGUCUAUCAUCAUUGACAUGUUUAUCCAGGUUCAGCGUUGGUGUGAUUUCAACCUGUCCGUUCUCUCUCCACUACAAAUUCCCUUCUAUGUCUCCUGUAGCUGUGUGUACUGUAUGUACUGUGUUAUCUGCCUGCAAAUGCUCCCACAUUUGCCAUAUUUGCUUACAUCUAUGUUCUCUGCUCUCUCUCUCUUUUUCUCUCUCCUUGUGUUGCAGGUGAAAGUGAUGAUGCGUAUCUGCCCCUCCCUGGAGGCUCCUGAUUCGUCCGAGUCCAUGUCCUUCCUGAAGGUGGACCCCAGGAAGAAGCAGCUGACCCUUUACGACCCAUCAGUCAACGACCACGCCAACUCAGGGCACAGGAGAGCCACCGUGGCCAUUCCAAAGAUCUUCGCCUUCGACGCAGUGUUUACCCAGGAUGCCUCUCAAGUAAGGACCAAGCAGUUGCAGAGUGUGUAUGCUGGCUGGGUGCAGUCCAGGGGCUUAGUGAAAAAAUGCCUGUCUUGGGUCGGGAGCAUUCUAUCCAGUAUGGGCCACAACAGCUGGGGCUUUUAAGUCUGGGGAAUGAAUUGAAUUCAGUCCACUUAUAUCUAAGCUCUCCUUUCAUAGUCCAGUUAUAUCUAACCUCUCCUCUCCCAGUCCAGACCUUACAGUCUAGUAGAGCCAUGCCUAAAUUAAGAUCAAAGUGGAAGGGCCAGACACUGAGGACAUGUUUACUUGACGGUGAUUGAGUAACAACCAGACAACUAUGUGCUAUUGAGUUCUGUUUAGAAACUUCUCUCACCAAAACCAUUGAGCUUUCCAUUGACCACUCAGUAUCCUCUGAACUGAUUGAUGAGGAGAUGAGAAGAUCUAGCAGUGAUACAACAUGCUGUUAAGUGCCUACUAAAAAGGGAACAUGAACCAAACUACUCAAGGCGAUUGCUCCCUAUCGUACUAUACAAUAUUUAGGUUUGAGAAGCUGAGAAGCAGUGGGGGAUCUGAUCAAGCCUUGGUAUGGUCAGUAGCUACAGGGUCUACAGCAUGGAUCAGUGUCUCCACAGUGGAGGUUGGGUUAUGUUCAUAGCUUCCUCCAUCAGAUACAUCUCCUCCACAGUAAGCCAGCUGAUAGGGGCUGAUUGCCCAGCUCCUGUAGAGCAGACUCUGAGGCAAGGCUGAGGCAAGACUGCUAGAUUGUGCCACUGGGACCGCACUGCUGGUGGCUAAAAGUAACAGCAAGCUGUUCCGCAGUAAGAGGCCUUGUUUGCUUUGUGAUGUAUGGGAGGAGAUCUCAGUCUGCAGCAGAAGCCUAGCCUCAGUGGAGCCGUGGUGGUUAAACAGAUUGUAAAGAUGAGCCACGCAUUUCAACAAACGUUCCUGAUGACGACGCUCUCUGAAUCUUUGAUCAGAGCCUGUCUUACUGAUGCUCCUCCUGUGUUUGAUACCUAUAAUAUUUGUAAAACUAAUUGAGGAUCUGUUAAAGAUUUGAUAUUUCAAUAUACAACAUAUGGAGUGGGGAAUGGUAGAGCUGCCCUCUAAUUCCCCUAUCUCUCUCUCACACUCUCUCUCUCUGUUUCUCCCUCUCUGUCUCCGUCAGGCGGAGGUGUGCUCAGGGACGGUGUCUGAGGUCAUCCAGUCCGUGGUGAAUGGUGCGGAUGGCUGCAUCUUCUGCUUCGGCCACGUCAAGCUCGGUAAGUAAGCCCCUCUACUCCCCUCAUCUGGCAAAGAAAAACGCUCUCUUUCACAGCCUGGUUUGAUGUUCACAUUCACAAAUGGUUUAGUGGUGCACUGGAGUGAGCUGAGGAGAAGAUAAGAGAGUUUGGAUGAGCAAGGGCUAGUGAGAGAUGGUGGUGAGGGGUGUCUUUAAUUUUACCCACUGUCAUUGACCUGGAUUCUUUACCAGUCUGAGGGGCUGUCAUUUCUCAGAACAGGCUUCCUUUUCCCUUUUCUUAUCCACUGUGCUCAUCCUCCAGUGAUUGCUCCUUGAAUCACCCCCUUCACAAAUUCUUAUAGACACAGGAGAUUCCCAAUCAACUCUACCCAUUCCGGACAGCGUAUUACAAGUCUUCUCAGUUUUAGGAGAGAAAUGAGCAGCAGGCUGUUGACAACAGCAAUGCAUAUUACUUGUAUAUUAAUGUCUCCAUCCCCCUUUCCUCUCCACCGUCUCCAGGCAAGACGUUCACCAUGAUUGGCAAAGACGGCUCCACCCAGAGCCUGGGCAUCGUGCCCUGUGCCAUCUCUUGGCUCUUCAAGCUCAUCAACGAGCGCAAGGAGAAGACUGGCACGCGCUUCUCUGUCCGCGUGUCUGCCGUGGAGAUCUGUGGGAAGGACGAGGCUCUGAAGGACCUCCUGUCUGAGGUGUCCACAGGAAGCCUGCAGGAUGGACAGUCCCCAGGGGUCUACCUGCGUGAGGACCCCAUCUGUGGCACUCAAGUGAGGAAAAAAAGGCGUCUAGACGCUUGCCUGUUUUCUUGCCUUUCUUUGUUCUCCCUCUCCGUCUCUCUCUGUCUGGUAUAUAUUAGUGUCUGUGUAUUGAUCUGACUCUCACUACUAUCUACCUCUGUCUACCCCAAAGAUUUAGGCCUUUGUAUUGUCCGUUUUCUUUCAUCUCCCAGGUCUUUCCUCUGUGUACUCUGAGCCCAUAUUGCCCUGCCUUACCCAUCUCAAUAAUCCCUGCUCUAUAUUUUCACCAAAGCCAUCCACAAUAUCGACGUCUUUCUCCAUACCUUUUUAUUGACUCCCCUGUCAGCAUCCAUCAGCAUCUAUUACCUCUGCGUUAGCUCUGGUCCUCUGCAGCACAAUGGGACUAGUUGGGGGGAUGGGGGAUUGAAGGCACUGACAGGUGUUGCCGUCUGAUGUUGUUUUUUUGGAUUCUGUGUGGACUGUGACUUCAAAGGCUGCCGGAGUCCUGUGAAGCUCUUCACGGCUCCUCCUCCUCUUAGUAACCACGUGGUGUGGCCUCCCUACUAGAUGCCCCCUUCUCUCCUCUCCCCCUCUCUCCAUACCACACCACAUCCGUGUGGAGGAAAGUGCCCCUGCCUCCUGCUCCUCCAUUACCUCCCCUAAUCCCCCUCCCUCUGUGUGCAUAUCUGUUUCUCUGUAAUUGCCCCCGAGACCCAAUCUAAUGGGCAAGAAAUGUGUGCUUGGGUCCAAUUAACUGUCUCCCCCCUCUCUCUCCUUUUUCUCUCCUUCCUCUGUUCACUUCUCACUCUUUUCCCUCUCUCUCCAACUCCAUGCUCUCUCCUUCUCUCUAACCCUUCUCUUUAUUUUACCCCCCUCUUACCCUAUCUCUCCCUCUCUUCCCUCCUCCCCCCUCAGCUACAGAACCAGAGCGAGCUCCGCGCACCCACGGCGGAGAAGGCAGCCUUCUUCCUGGACGCGGCCAUCGCAGCACGCAGCACCAGCAGGCCCGACGCAGAUGAGGAGGAGAGACGCAACUCUCACAUGCUUUUCACACUGCACAUCUACCAGUACCGCAUGGAGAAGAGUGGCAAGGGAGGCAGUGAGUACUACUACUACUACUCCUACUACUACAUUACUACACUACUACUACUACUACUACAUUACUACUACUACUACAUUACUACUAUUACUACUACAUUACUACUACUACUACUACUACUACUACUACUACUACUACUACUUACUACUACUGUUAUUACUACUACACUUAGCACAUCUAUCAGUACUACAUGAAGUGAGGCUCUCUCUGAACUCUAGUGUCACUCUGUGUGUCCUAGUGUCUUUGACUGUGUCUGAUUUUCAUUCAUCAUUCUGCUAUUCUAUUAAUAAUUUCCUCACUCGAUUCAACAAAUACUCUGACCUUUUCGAUUUCUCCGCAAGAGAUCAAUGCACUGAACCAUAUUGCUGCACAUGAACAGAACAAUUAUUUCACUGGCUGAUUAUGGACUUAAUCGAGUAAAAGUAAUGACCUACAGUAGUUUAAUGAUGAUGACUUUAUUAUGCCUUAAUGAUAGUGUUAAGUAGCAGAUGUAAUUCCCCUCAUCAGUUCUGGUGCUGAUGAUAGUUCUUCAAGUGUCUGUGUUCCCAGAGGUAACCAUCAUAGCCACAGGAGACUGCACCGCACUGGGCUAGAUGGUGUCUAAAGUCUGAAUAAAUCUUAAUGAAUAAAAAGCCUCAAGCCUCUCAUGUGUAAUGUUUAUGGAUGGGAGCGCACUAGCCUCUAUAAAAAUGUGACUUGCUUGCAUUCAUGUGUUGUGCUAAGCGGAGGGAGAGAGAGAGCGCGCGAAUUUGAAGCACUCCAUUUCUAAGUAUUGCUGACAAGAGUUUAAUGGUUCGCCACCUAGUCUGAAACUCUGUAAUUUUCUCCCACAAUCAUGUGAAAUAACAUAUCAGGGACCUACAUUACAAUGUGCUGCCCCGCUGCUGAAUAACAUUUGGAGAAAUUCUGCUCAUUUUCCGUCUAUACUGAAUUACUGUAUAAUUUCUUAUUUUAUAGCACAGCCCCCCAAACUAGUCAUCAUCUAAGAUGACAAUUUAUGUACCAAAUACAGUGACUGUCCCCCUUGGUUUUGUAUGUAUGUGACAACAAGAUCCUUCCAUUUCUGGAACGUUAUUACCUGUCUGUUAAACGGAGACAAUCUCAGCCCAGAUUUUUAUCACUUCAGACCGAAAGGCUUACUAUUGAAUAAAUCAGACUGCCAUGUCUGGUCAGGUUUGGGCUGUGCCACUCCUGCCUGUAUGGAGCAGCAGCAGCACGUGGGAACCCUGACUUCCUUCAGAGGGAGUGUCUGACUGUGUCUGUGCUGAGAUAUAACCUCACCUGGCUCUUCCUCCUGUGUCAUCUACAGUGUCAGGCGGACGGAGCAGGCUGCACCUUAUAGACCUGGGGAGCUGUGAGAAGGUGCUUAGUAAGAGCAGAGACGGAGGUGGAGGCCUGUGUCUGUCUCUCACCGCACUGGGCAAUGUUAUCAUGGCUUUAGCCAAUGGAGCCAAGCACGUACCUUACAGGUAGGGGAACUAGUACUGUACUUUAUAUACCUUGAUUAUGUAAUACGGAGUCGAGUAUGUAAUCAAAAUGUACAUUUACCUUGACUAUCAAGGCUGUGUUUAUCUAGCUUGCUAUAGAUUGAAAGAUAUGGCUCAGUCUCAGCCAUGUAGUUUGCAACACUAUGGAAUCAGAAAUGAGGUCAAGAGACAGAUAACAUUUAAUUUGGAGAAUGCAAUGCAGACUGAGGGCUUUAUUUUACCAAACCUAACGCAAUGGUACAUUUAAGUGCUGGCGGUGGUGCUAUAGGUUCGUGGGUGUGUCAGAAAUAUUUUUGCUAUUUUCACCACCACAAUUAUAGGCACAGUUGCUGGCGGUUGCAGUGGGUUUUGAUGAAUAAACCAGUUAUGGGUGUGUCAAGGUUUGGCCCCUCACUGGCCAAUCAGAAGGUGCUCCAUGACUAAAUAUGUGGUUGCUUCAAGUUGUGUAUUUAUGGUAUUUUAUGUAUUGCAUUGUCAUCAACUCCAAUUCGAAUGUUAGUCCAUUAUAGUUAGUUAAAUAGCCUGCCCCACAUUUGCUAAAUAUGUUGAACAUGUUUGCAGUCCACAUUUUUCUAAUUGCAUUGCUUCAAAAUGGAAAUACAUUGUUAAACAUAGGCUAUAGCAUUCACACCGAUACAGGGGCUAGGCCUACUUAAAAUUGCAGUCUGGACAUGCCAAACGUAGUAAAAAACCAAGAUUAAAUUCAUAAGGCUAUUGAUAAGGCCUAAAAGACAGUAUAUAGCCUAAUUAUUCUCAAAUUCGAAUCAAAACUAAACAAUAACUUGUUUUUAAAUAGGCUGUCUAAAUACAGUUACAGCACCAUAAUUGCUACCUGUAGGCAGAUAAGGCAACUUAGACUAUGGAGGUUUUUACACACAUUCAAACUUUUCACAGGAGCUGGAUAAAGAUCAAUAUAAAGAGAAGGGGAAUAUCCAUUCACCAUUAUACUGCUCGUAAAUGUAAUUUUUUAUUAACAUCAUGGAACCAUCUUACAGAUCAUAUUUGCACUUCUCCAGAAAUAGCAGACGAAAUUGCGUUGCAUUCCAGCCAUGUAGCCUACGUUAUCACCAUAAACCCAUGGACGGUGAAUUUUUUAAAAUAAGUUUGAUCGUUUUUCGUUUCAUUUGAUUAAUAACCAAUCUUCUUUUUAAACCAACAACAAUAUUUCUAAAUAGUAUCGGGUAUUGGGCGGAAACCAAUCGUUUUUUGGGGGGGAAACCAAUAGUUUCUUUAUGUUUCUAAAUACGACAUUCACCAGCAUAAAAUGCACAUCUCUUCCAUGGGUACUGUGUGUCAUGACUGGAUAGGCUGCGCUUCUGCUCUCAAAAUCCAUGCCAUUAUCAGAUGUGUUACCGUUAAGAGUCUUAAAACUUCCCAUUAGCGCUGCAUGGAAUUGUCACUUUUGCAAGUGUUUUUAAGGACACGCCUCAAAUAUUGCCAGCCAUCCCACCACAGUGGAAGUGAGCUCAGCUGAUGUUAGACAGGUAAAUUGCAGAACCUGGCAUUAGGGCUGGAAAAUGCCAGUCACCAGUUUUUACAUGACAAAAUUGCAAACUAACGUGCGUUUGACAUUGUGCCUCCUUACCGCCAGCCGAAAAAAUAAGCCUGUAGUGUAAAAUCGGGAAAAUGAGCUGGGAGGAAGUAUACUAAGAGGUUAGAACCAAAAAUAACAGUUGAAGAAGCAGUUGUUUCGAAUGUGAUAUGAAAUGAGUCUCUGGCACCCCAGACUAAUAUUAGGUGUAAAGGAUGUUGGUUGAAAAAUCCUGCCGUUUCCUGAGCAGUAAUGCUAAUAACGGUGUGUGUGAACGUAUCAUCUCUAGGGACAGCAAACUGACGAUGCUACUGAGAGAGUCGCUGGGGAACAUUAACUGCAGAACCACCAUGAUCGCCCACAUCUCUGACUCCUCUGCUAACUACACUGACUCCCUCACCACCAUCCAGCUGGCCUCACGCAUCCACCGCAUGAGGAAGAAGAAGUCCAAGGUCUGUGUCUCAACUCAAAGAGCUUUCAGUAUCAUACGCCAUAAACAUUGGUAUAGCCACAUGGGUAUUCUCUAUUUGAACAGUAGCAUAUUUCGAUGAACACAGCACUUACUGUUUUGAUGAGGGAAAGCCAUCGAUUCUCAGUUAUAUAAGUAUUUAGUGAUCUCAAGAGUGUAUUACAGGGGUGUUAUUAACAUAAGUUGCAUUGUUCACCAUUUCAGGGCCAUGGUAUGAAAUGAAUCAGGGCCUGAAAUUAAUGUGAUGUUAUUAGUGCCAUAAUUAAGAGCUAGUUUUUCUUGGCUUCUCAAUACAUAAUCAUGUAAUCAAUAGGGCUGUCUAAGGAUUAGGGAAAUAAUUGCUCCAGAUGAUUAAGUGGAAUGACAGCAUGUAUUUAUUUUGCAUCGGUCUCCGGUGUGAUUAUAAUGCAUGCCACGCAUACCAAUUCAUAUUAUUGACAUACAUUUCAGUGUACCUAUUGAUGUGCAUUUUUUACUUUUAAAUGUAUUGACUGGCUAUUUUUAAAGGGAUUUAUAUUUGCCUUACAAAUGAUUCCUUCCUGAAUUCUUUACACAAUUGAAUUAACUGUAAAUUGAAAGAGGGACAUGCAGAAAAAUGUGGAGAAAAUGAUAUAAAGACUCUUUCAAUAAGCCUAAAGUAAUAAUGUUAUAUCUUGAAUAUGAGAAGUGUGCAGACAGUCUUGUACUAAGCACUUUAGACAUGUCCCAAAUACACUGUGUUGUAAGUGUCUGUAUGUGUUUCUGGCUGUCUUGCAGUAUGCAUCCAGCUCCUCUGGAGGGGAGAGUUCCUGCGAGGAGGGGAGGAUCCGUCGGCCGCCCCACCUCAGACCCUUCCACCCCCGGACGGUGGCCCUGGACCCGGACCUGCCCUCCCUGCUCAGCGACCCAGACUACUCUUCCAGCAGCGAACAGUCCUGCGACACCGUCAUCUACGUGGGUCCGGGGGGCGCCGCCAUCUCUGACAGGGAGCUGAGUGACAACGAGGGCCCCCCCACCUUCGUUCCCAUCAUACCGUCUCUGAACAGGAAGCGUUCUGGGAAAGAGGGCACCCUGGACAGAGACCACUUCUUCAAGUGCAACACGUUUGCUGAGCUGCAGGAACGCCUGGAAUGUAUUGACGGCAGCGAGGAGCCUACAGCGUUCGUUGGAGAGGGCAGGGGAAGUCAGGCCAGCCCACAGAUAGACAGCAAGGCAAAGGAAGGCCCUGGCUCAGCUUCCCUAAAGACUGUAACUAAAGCCUCCUUCUCCCAGGAGAGUAUCUCACCCAAACGUCCUCCUAAAUCUGUAGGCACUACGCCGUCCAGCAGCCCCCAGGUGAGCCCCUCUAAGUCUAAACUGGAACAUUCCAGAGGGGUUUCAGAGAGCGUGUGCAGAACGAGUGCUGAUGGUGAGAAGGUGAUGAUGUCAGAGAGCCAGGCUAGCCCAAUCCAACAGGAUGUGGCCACGGUGCCAGCCUCUGAGCCAGUGGUGCGGGAGAAGGUCUACUUCAACAAGAAGCCCUUACCCAAGCCUGCUCCCCCUCCCCCACAGCAGAGAGACUCACGCAGAGGCAACAGAGAGGCAGAGGAGAUGUCCACCACUAGAAUGCCGCCUGUGGGAAUGAGCCAUCAGGCUGGGAAACGGGGGGAGUCUGGGGGCUCCCCUUUUCUUGGUAGAGCCCAGACAAGGGGACCAGUAGAGGUGUGCCAGCUGCGCUCCACCCUGAGAGAGAGGUGCCUGGACAGGGACAUCCUCCGGGCUACAGUGACCCUGCAGCAGCCUGUGGAGCUGAAUGGAGAGGAUGAGCUGGUGUUCACUGUGGUGGAGGAGCUGUCCAUCGGCAGCAUCAUAGACAACGGCCGGCCCUCCAGCAUCAUCAGCUUCAACAGCGACUGCUCCCUACAGGCCCUGGCCUCCGGCUCCCGGCCCGUCAGCAUCAUCAGCAGCAUCAACGAUGAGUUUGACGCCUACACGUCAGCUGUGGGGGGUGCAGUCAAUAUCGAGGUGCUCACCCCCUUACAGGAUGACACAUUUGUGUGUGUGGGCAGCAGGGGCUCGUCCAUCAGCUCCUGGCUCAGUGAGGUCAGCGUCUGUACUCUGGAGAGUGAAGGGGCCCACUCUGCAGACGUCUUCCUCCCACAGAGUAAGCACAUCGGCCCAGAAGGCACCUUCUAUCUGGAUUCCCUGGGUAUGUUUCACUGUGAAUCAUCCCCAAGGGACACCAAGAAAUCCCUGAAUGACAGCGGCUUUAGCUUUUCUGAACUGGACAGUGACAGCGCAGUGUCUAGCAAACUGUCCCUGACAAAGUGCCCUCCGUCUCCCGAGUCAACCAAAGGAUCCCUCAGAUUCCCAUCCAAAACAGCGAAAGUGAACUUUCUCAGCUCCUCCUCCCAACCCUCCCAGGGCCCUUACAUAGUCCACUCCAGUCUUCCCAGGAAAAUGAAACCUACCUCAUCCAUCACCCAUAGUAACAGCAACAGCAGCAGUCGUGAACCACAGAGACAGGAAGUCAAGCAGGAGGACCCCUGGCAGCGCAUUGACAACCACUCUGAACCUCAGUUCCCAGACCCCAGUGCCACUGCCACCAGCAAGCUUCCCAGAACCCCAGUGAGUGGCAUUCCCUGCCGGAAAGCUGGUGUUGUCAACAGCAACAGCGUACCUCGCCAGCCCAAGGUGCAGGGCUCUACCUCAGCCCAGAGGGUGGUGGACGGCUGUGAGAAGUCGGCCAGCAAGAAAGCAGGGUCCCCCAGCAAGAUGCCUCAGCUCAGACGAGGGGCCACCACCCUGGGCACCGUGCCUGUCAUCCACGCCUCCCCAGAGACCAAGGUCACCACCCAGGACAUCACAGCUACAACCAACAGUCUCAAGUACUCCUCUCUGGGGAAAACUGGGAAGACCAACGGGCAGAAAGCCAGCAUGCUCCCCAAACCUGGUGGUACCUCACCUCCUCCCCCUCCAGUGCGCAAAUCCAGUCUGGAUCAGACGAACAGGACCCUGCUGCCCCAAAGUGCCUUAAAGUCUGCGUAUGGGGAAGCAGGGAGGCCCUCACUCACCAGGGGGACGGUGUCAGAGGAUGAGCUAGAGGUCCAUUGCAGAGGAGACUCCAACAGCCUCAAAACAUCCAGCCUCAGGGGUGACUACACCUCGGCCAAAGCCACGUCCAGUCUGAAGGCCAGAGGGGCCAGAGGGGAUGCUGGACAGCAGCAUUACGGCAGUCAGAUGUCUCUGGAGAGGUGUGACAGCAUGUCCAUGGUGGGCUCCAAACCCACCAUCAGCCGAGAGAACAGAGGGACCAGCCUGGGCAGCAGCAUGUCCAGCAGGUCCAUUCCCAGAUUUGGUUUACCCAACUCAAGCAGCUCUCCCAUUGCUACCUCCCCACCUUCCCCAUGUGGCGCCACAGGUGCUCUAGGUAAACCUGGGCAGGUCAAAGGUAGUGUUAACACCAGAGCGGUUGGAGUGGUCAAUGGAAGUAAGGCCCGUUUGUUGUCAGCAAGCAACUCUAAAGCCCUGAGCUCCUCCACCAAGUCCCUGGCAGCUCCAGCCACCAGAAACCCAAAUGCCAACCUUCCCCCAACUGGCAAGACCUCCGCCCCUCGGGCCACCGCAGCCGUAAAUAGCAAGCCUGGCCGGGGCACCAUCAUGGGCACCAGGCAGGCCAUGCGGGCAGCCAACAGCCGGGUCAGUGAGCUGGCAUCAGGCAGCACAUCAGGCAAACAUCUGAGGGGCUCAGGGGACUCUGACAGUGGUAAUGACAGUGGGGUGAACCUGAGUGAUGACAAGUCCCCCGUGGCCAUGCUGCCGUCCCCCUACAGUAAGAUCACAGCCCCCAGGAGGCCGCAGCGCUACAGCAGUGGACAUGGCAGUGACAACAGCAGUGUUCUGAGUGGAGAGUUGCCCCCAGCCAUGGGCCGCACAGCCCUCUUCUACCACAGCGGGGGCAGCAGUGGUUAUGAGAGCAUGAUCCGUGACAGCGAGGCCACAGGCAGCGCGUCCUCUGCACACGACUCCAUGAGCGAGAGUGGGAUGUCUUCCUCAGGCCGCCCCAGGACCUCCAAGUCCCCCAAGAAACGCAAUGGUAAGCGCUUUGAAUCUGUAUACAUCAUUAUGCAUUAUCUCUGAUAAUAUCCUGUACAACAGCAUACUGUUAGGGAAUCAAAAACAUGUGAAAGUUCCAUAAAAUCCCAAGCAUUAAUUAGGUCCUUUUACAAGCCUUCUUGUUUAAGUCCUGUCUUUGUUGUUUUUUACAAGCCACUGUGUGAUGUCAGAAGUCAAACAGUCCACUUGUUAAAUAAUGGAGGAGAAGAUCGUUAAUGGAGGUCAUAAGCCCAACUGUCUCUAUAAAAGCCUCUUGUCCAAAAGUCACAAAGCACGUCUAUGAAUUACCCCUAAUUGCUUUUUGAAAAGUAGUUUUCCUGCACAGAGCAGCUUAGACAAUCACUAGUUAAGGGUUGUUAAGGGUGAAGGUUCACUGCUGUUGACUUUAACUAGAUGUGUCAUGCUGAAAAGCAGACUGAGUGGUGUUCCCGUCUGAAAUAAGAACUUCAGUUCUCCAGAUCGAAGCAGCAUGCCAGAGAAGUAUAGCACAGAAUCCCCAAACAACAUCAAGUACAACCUGCGAUUUCUCUAACUUCCCCUGGUAAUCUUGUAAAGAUAGAGGCUCUAACAGUUUAAAAUCAGAUUCGUAUAGUUUAUGUAAUCAAGGUAUGUAAUGAGAUUACUUUGAACUCAGUUGAACAGCACUGGAACGUUGUUGUCAUGUUCCAGCUCUGGUAGAUUUAUGUAGUCAACCUUUUCAAUUCAUAUUGUGUGGUAGGGAUAUGAUAUAGACAGUGGUGAAAGCCUUCUACAUAUGCAAUCAACAGCACGCUCAGGAGGUCUGUGUAAAGCCUGCUAUCGCUUUACAUCUCCGUCUCAGCCUCAUACAUAUUUACUGAUAGAUAGAGCCGUUCAACUCGGCCCGGGCAGAUAUUACCAUUGUACAUUUCCUGCAGUAAUUGAGGUGCCUGUCUGUCUGUGUCUCGCCAGGGCUCCAGCGGCGGCGGCUCAUCCCGGCCCCCCUGCCAGACACCUCAUCCCUGGGGAAGAAGACUGGCACAGCUGGCCAGUGGGUGGACCUGCCGCCCAUGUCAGGACCACUGAAGGAGCCCUUUGAGAUUAAGGUGUACGAGAUCGACGAUGUGGAACGGCUCCAUAUGCGGCGUCAGGAGGACUCAGCCGAGGUGAGCGAAGGGUCACGCUUACUGUCUGUCAAGCUCCCCAUACUGUUACUGAACUUAUUUUAGAGUCCUGACAUUAGGUUCAUGUUCAUCACUACGUACGUGCUUCUUAGCAAUGUCAGGCUCAGCAAUGUUCUGCAUGUGCCACAUUGAUCUCAGCAAUAUUCUGAAUGUGCUACAUUGAAGCCAGGCAUGGCGUUGUGGGAAGGUCUUGGCUCACUCCUUCCCAGUUUCUUAUUAAAGAACAAGAUGAAAAUAUGCGUCUUAGACGUUCGACCUUCAGUCUGCCCAAUGGCGAUUCCCGGCGUCUUUAAGUGUCUAUGUGACCACAGUCAGAGCCCAGUGUUACUCUAGCCAGGCUUUUGAAGGAAUGUGAAGAGAUCAGGAGGCAAUUACUGUCUGGGGUUAAUUGGUUUAGAUAUGACUGGGGCUUACUGCUGGUGCUGGUCGACGGAGGGGGAAGGGGUGGUGAUGGAAAGAGCAGUCUAGGAAUUUGUGAUGAAUGUGCAUCCCCCCCUCCACAGCCCAUCAGCCAUCACCGUGGCCCAUCCCUGGCUGCCUGAUGGCUCUUUAUGGCUGGCGCUACUUGCCACGGGUCAUUAACUCCUCCCACAAGUUAGAGGUAGCCAGACAGGGAUUUGUUAAGAGAAGAUAUUAAAUCAGCUGGUGGUGGUUUGAUUUAGUUUCAAUUAGGAAAAGAUGAUCUUCAAUUUGUCUUUCCAAGCCAUCACUGGCUGAAUGGCUGGGAAUGAAGUGCUCACACGGGGGUGUAUGAGCACUUCAUUCCCAGACAGUGAUGGCUGGGAAAGACAAAUUGAAGAUCAUCAUUCCCAGUCCAGUUUUGGAAUACCAUGUAAAAUGUGCAUCAAGGCUUGUUUCCAUGUUUGUAUAUUCACAUGUCUAUUUGUGUUCACAUGGAUUUUUCUGUGUGUAUAUAUACAGGGUUCAGUACUCUGUAUAUUCAUGUCUGUUUGUGUGUUCAUGUUUGUUUGAGUUCUAACUGUGAAAUCAUAACUCUGUCUAGAGUAAGAGCAUAUGUUUGACCUUUUGUAUUUUCUCUUCUCUUGUCUCCUCUUUAGCAGCCAUUCCAAGAUGUUGAGAAGGUACGUUGAUUUUGCUGGAUGGCUGAGGCUUCAUUAUUCUGUAUUGGGAGUUGGGGAAUAGUUUGGAGUGAGGGAAGAGAGGCGAAGAACAGGAAUUAAUUGCAUUGUUUGAGUUGCAUGCACAUAUCUCAAAUUAGGUUUCUGUCCAUUGUGACAGGAAACCAGUAUUCUUAUAUUACAAUACCUGGAAAAUGGGCCAGAAAUGUUAAUAUACACUACUGUGUCUGUAUAUCCUGCAAUUCUUUAGCAGCAAAAAAAUGCUAGUCAAUGACGGCCAUGAAAUAUCAUCUUCAAGCUUACUCUGAAUUUCAAACAGUUCCUGUCACUCACCACCCUAUCGUGUCUCUCUCUCUCUCUCUCUCUCUCUCUCUCACUCUCACUCUCACUCCCGCUCUCUCUCUCUCAGGGCCUGCUGUACUUCAACAGUAAGCUGAAGGUUCUGGAGUGGCGGCAGCAGCAGAUCAGGGAGCUGAAGGUCAAACACGAGACACUGAAGGAAGAGCUAGAGGACACCAAGACCCUGCUGAUGAUGGACCCAUGCAAGUGGAUAGGAGAGUGUAAGUGCUACAUUAUUCUACCAGGAUAGGGGCAUAUGGGGAUUUACACCUUUUUUUAUUCUUCAUAUUCCCUACCAAAAUAGAAAGUUAUCUUCCUAUUGAAAGUUAACUUGAUUCUGUGGACUGUCUUCCAGAUUUCAGUUGACUGUGGGUGACCAUGACUUUAAUCAUCUGCUCUCCUGUCUCUUCUCUUUCAGUUGAGGUGGACCAGGAUUUGGACAAGGAGUCCCAGGAGUACCUGGAGGCCCUGAGUCAGGUCACAGAGGAGCUGGACUUCUGUGUCAACAUAUGCAAGUCACGUGUCAUGAUGGUGACGUGCUUCGACAUCCGUGUGGCAUCACCACCUGACACUCAAGAGGGACUGCGAGAAGUGGAAGUCUGA